Molecule: messenger RNA, 4487 nt
Organism: Salpingoeca rosetta
Lineage: Eukaryota; Choanoflagellata; Craspedida; Salpingoecidae
Exons: 4
Coding region: 176-3634 (1152 amino acids)
Molecular function (GO): protein binding
Source: RefSeq, a predicted model, not a curated record
GUUUGGGUGCGUUGUUGUCGUUGUUUGGGUGUGGGUGUCUGGACUGAGCAACCACCAUCCAUCUUGCCACCAGUCUCAACGCCACAGUUGCCAAGAACCUACUCCCUGGUUGAAGCUUUGAAGACCGCGAGAACAGCUGUACUAAUGCAUAUUCUUUCUGCUUGUUGCACGCGUGAUGUUGUUGCAGCAGGAGACCAGCACGAUGAAUGCGCCUUUGGCAGACAUCCAUGCUGCCGUCUUCAGCACCGAGGCCACGACAACUCCAUCACAGAGGCAGGAAGCACGACAAGGCAUCAUCACGCCGGUUGACAACCACAAUGGAAAUGACGCCAGCACAAACCACAGCCCCGUGUGUGCGGAGGACGGCGACCGCGGGUUCUACCCGAGCCCGCUGGCCCCCAGCCCAGUGCGUAACAAGGCGCUAUGCAUGUCACCCAAGUCGCCAGACGCGAGCAAAGUGCGCUCCGUCUUGCGUUUGGAGCCAAUGAACAGCCCGACCGGGAUGGAGCUCAAGCCACUCCCGCUCAGCACACCCGCGGUUGCUGCGCCGCCCGCACAUCCUGCAUCAACCCCUGCGCCAGCAUCAGGGUCGCCUUCGAGGAAACUCCGCGAGCACUUCAGUCCGCUGCGACCGAUCCACAACCUGGAGCCACAACGAGUGGCUGCGCAGCGACAACAGCCGAAGCACAAGUGCAGCCGGGCAACCGACCUCGCCAAGCAGGCCAUGUUCAACUCCCGCCACAUGUCGGUAAAAGCCAACACACAACAGGAACAACAUGAGCAAGUACAAGGGCAAGCCCUGCAACAGCAACAGUCACAACAACAGCAACAACGAAACAAGCAGCCGUCACAGCAGCCGCAGCAGCGACAGCAACCGAAGCAGUCACAGCAACAGCAGCAACAGCAGCAGCAGCAGCAGCGGCAAUGCCAGCUGCCUUCGCCAUUGAUGCCUUGCCAGCCGUCAGGACUGGGCGAGUCAACACUGCUCACAGAGAGCGGCAGUUACAAGGCAAGUGCCGAUGAUGAGGAGAGCUUGAUGGCACAGCGUGUUCAAGCCCCAGCCACGACGACGCGCCACAACAAAGAUCGAGUACAGCUGCAGCAAACGAUGAGAGAGCAAGCUGUUCCAGAAGACAAAAACAAGAGCUGCAAUCAGGAUGAGAGCGAAUUGGAUGAUGACACGUUGUACGAGGCGCUGCAGUUCAGCUUCGACGCCAAAGGCCGAGUUGCACCUCAUCGCACCCACGACCGAAUCCACGACGUAACACACCACCAUCACAACAACAACAGCAACAGCGGCAACAGCGGCAACGACAGGAGCAACGGCAGUUGUGGUGGCACGGCAGCGACGGACCAGCUGUCCAGUGAAAACGACACCAGCAGUGCCAGUCUGGAAGACAGCAUGGACGCCGUGGGGCUGAAUUGGGCUGAGUAUACGCUUGUUGAGACGAGCGUGGCCAUGAAGGGCCAGGGCCUUGGCGUUGUUCUUGGUAGCAUCCUGGACUCCGACCGUGGUCUGUGCGUCUCGUUUGUGGCGGCAACCGGCCCUUCCAGUGGCCGCUUGUACCCAGGCGACAUUAUCUUCGCAGUAAACGACGUGGUGCUUGGGGUGGCUCCGACGCCAAAGGCAAAAUGGGUGGCUGCACGGCAGAUUGCAAAGUCACCGCAGCAGAUGCUGGUGCAGCUCUUCCGCCACAAAUCGCACCUGUUUGGGCCCUGGGACCAGCGCCCAAAGGAACGCAAGCACGCCGCACUCGCAGACGACCAGCUUGCAGGUGCAGUCAUGUCUGGACGACAAGUGGGGCAAAACAGCAGCAUGGAUGCGCAGAACACAGCAGACUGGUCCAACAUGACGGAGCUUGAUGACUUGUCGCAGCUGGCGGGCAUUGUUGAUGCGGCAUUGGAUGGGUCGCAUGCAGACGGCGGUGGCGAUGGCGAUAGCCGCGGAGACACACAAGAGCGCUGCCAUGAUGCCGCGAUUGUUGGCAUGCGCAACAACACGCAGGCAGAAAAACCACAACAACAACAACAACAACAACGCAGUGCCAGCGGGCGCGUGUCUGUGUUUGGGUACUUCAGCAACGCACGAGAGCACAGCGUGAACACAGAUCCAAUCACGGCAGCGACACUGCAGCAGCAACAACGGCGAUCUGUGUGUUUCGACGCGGCAGAUGAGGCCACGCUGGGGCACCGCGCUCGUGACAGCGGCCACGACCAGGAGCAGCAGCAGCGGCAGCACGCCAGUGCAGGACCUGCACGAAGAGCGACAGAGGGACCAGUUGCUGCCUCUCACCACGAGCAGGAUGCUUGCCCCAUUGUCACCCUGCCACACCCUUCACGCAGAUACUCCAGGUCAACACCGUCUGUCCAACCAGGCACCUCCCGCUCCCGCCACUCCCAUCAACAAGGGAUUGCUGGUCAUCGGCAGGAACAGCAAACGGCCGGGGCGCAUGCUGCUGCUGAUGAUGUUGAUGAUGCGUGGAUCCCGCAGCCUCCAGCCUCGCUCUCUGUCAGUGAUUGCAUGACAGCGGCCUCUUCCAACGGCGAAAAUGACGACACUGUCAUUGCUCACGACGGCUCGCAGGCACCUGCGGAUCAAACGCUCGUGCCGCAACACCAGCAAGAGCAGCGGCCGUUUUCUGCGGUGAGCAAUGGUGGCGAUGUCGCGCCUGUCAAUAUGGGCGAAGGUGGUGCGCCAGCAGAGCGGAAGCAGCUGCGUGAGCGCAGCAACACGUACGCGGGACAGCAGCUCCUGCGACAACAUGCAUCCACCGCUACUGCACGCUGUCCUGCCCCACAACAACAACGCCAACACCAACAGCAGCAUGAGCCCGUGAGGAGACGUGCACGGUCACACGCGUCGGCCUUGAAGCCGCCAAAGCAGCUGAGUGGCCCACACGAGGCGCGUUUGUCGCGGUUUGCGUCGGUGGUGGAAGUGUUUGACUACGUACUGGUCUCGCUCUGUCACCCUCGUGUGUCCAUGCUGCAAGCGGCAGAGCAAAGCCCGCGCGGCAGCAAGACACCAGCAACGGCAACAGCAACGGCAGCAACGGCAGACAACACGGCACGUGUGACGUUAGCAGCAACAGCAGCGAUGACAGACGAUGGGCACCUUCGCCGCCAUCGUCGUCGUCGUCGUCGUCAGAACGGGAGAGGAGAAGGAGCAGAGAAGGAUGUCACUGGCCAGGGUUGCAUUGCAACAGACACCGACCCAAGUCGGCAGCCAGUGUGCCGGCCACGCCAUGAUCCGUCCAUUCUCGUCUCGCACGGCACGCUACUUGACGAGACGCUGCAGCCUGUUGUGCCUGUCGUGUGCUACUUUGGCACUGACGGCCGGCGCACGGACCUUGGCGUGGACAUUGUUGGGCGCGCAGGGGCACAUGGCGGCCUGUUUGUUCUGCAGCGUGGCGAGAACCAACCCAGGCCGAGCCUCUCUCUUCUGCGCGAGGGCGAUCGCAUCGUCGCAGUGAACAACGUGUCACUGCUGCGCAUGAAGAAUCGCAAAGCGUACAAGGUGUUGCUCAAGGCAAUGCAUGAUCAACAGCCGCUUUACAUCACCGUGUGGCGGCAAGCUCCUUCCAUCGGGUUCGAGGAAUCCGUGCAUGACCUUCUCACCCCAGCUGGCUUUGUAUAACUUCUGGCACGCCAUCAUCACGCAUCCCUCCGCCAAUGAACUGCUCGAGCGCACGUGUUGGUCAUUGUUGCGCUCCCUCCCAUCUGCUCGCGUGCGCGUGCAUCGCAGCGUCUGCAACAGUGGUUGCUUCACGCGCUGCAACAAUGGCUUGUUUGUUGGUUGUUGUGAUGGUUGUGUGAGUUAGCUGCUGUGUCGUGUUGUUGUUCGUCUCGAGCAGAAGGUUUGUUUCUGCGUCGUCUGCAAGUUGCGCGCAGCCUUGUUUGUGCUUGUUUGGCGCUUGGGACGUGCCCGCAUGUGGUUUGUGCCCAUCAGCGCACCUCUUUGUUGCUUGUUCAUGUUCUUGUCACUAGUUUGUGAGAGUCAGAAAGCCGACACGGGAGGCGCGAGACGUUGUUGUUCAUUCUUGUUCACGUGCAUUGUGACAUGCGCGAUGCACGCGAAAGAACGCACGUGUCCAUGCCUCCCCUGCUUUGUUUGCUUGCUUGCUUUUUUUUGGUCUUCUUGUUCUUGUUCUUCUUUCCUUCCUGCUCAUCGUAUCUCCUCGUGUGAUUUGUUCUCGUGACGCUCGUUGUUUCUUUCGCUCGUGCCAUCCACCCAAAACACGCCACGUUCUCACCUGCACCUUCACCUUUGCCUUCUUUCUCUUUUCCCGCCCAUUCGUUCAUCAUCACCUCCCCCCUCCCCCCUCGAGCGCCAUGAAUCGUCCUUCACCCAUCAAUCAUCGUUGUCGUUGUUGUUCUCCCUGUUUUGGGGCUGUGCUUGCUUGUGGUUGCGGGGGGUCGCGUGAAGUCGUUCCCUGCUCCGUCCUGCCUGUUCCGUUACAACCGCUACAACACAGCAGUGCACAAGGAAG